Cokeromyces recurvatus is the source of this 2090-nucleotide messenger RNA. RefSeq lists its product as uncharacterized. The record is from RefSeq and is a predicted model, not a curated record. The coding region runs from base 97 to 1998 and encodes 633 amino acids. Lineage: Eukaryota; Fungi; Mucoromycota; Mucoromycetes; Mucorales; Mucoraceae. The transcript is spliced from 2 exons.
UUAUAUUCCUGAAUUGGACACAAUGUUGUUUUUAUUUAUAUUUCUUCCUUUUUAGCCCUUUUUUCUUCUUUUUUUUUCCCUCUUAAAACACAAAAAAUGUUAAAAAUAUUUAAAAAGAAAAAAUCAGAUAAAAAUUUAACAAGAACAAUGAUGGCUCAGCAAGAAUCAUUCAAUAUGUAUGAUUCACCUAUAAAAAAGGAGCAACCAAGCAUGAAUACUAUUCCAGUAACUAUAACUAACAAUAGUAGUUUAAUAACGCCUACUACACUCGCUUCAACUCGAUAUUCGCCUCCACCAAUUAUUAUGCCUAAACCAAAGCGAGUCUUUACCCCCACAAGAGCUAUCAUUCAAGAUAGAUUUGAUACAGAUAAAACUCAAGUAGAAGAAGAGGAUAAUGAGUCAACGAAUGAGCAACAAGAAGAAAUACCACCUAUAUUACUUCCGACAUCACAAGAAGACUUUGCUUUAUCUCACAUUCUUAAACCAGUUUCACACAAAAAGGAAACACAAUUAAAAACAAGUUCUCAAUCAACUGAGACGAGUGAUGACUCUAAUCGUCUUUACGAAUCUGCAAAUGAAUCUUUAGUUAGUGAAAAGGAUGAAAUCAUGUCUAAUCCUAUUUUACUUUUUAAAAAUCAACCAUCCUAUCAGCAGCAACAAGAGAAUAUAAAUAGUCUAGAUGCUCCUUCUACUCAACAACGUUCAAAGAGAUCAUCUACUGUUGCUUCUUCUGCUACAGUUACACCUCUUUUACAUAAUCAAUAUCAAAAUGAGACUAUACAAAAAAUCAUUUCUUCCUCUUCCUCUUCCUCUUCCUCUGCCUUCCCUUCUUCCUCACCUAAAUACGAUCAUCAUGCAUUUGAGGAAAAACAACAGGAACAAAAUGAUAAUCUCUUACUACUGCAAGAAUUAAAGAAACAGGUUGAAGAGUUGGAGAAACAACAUUUGAUGGAGAAAGAAAAAUGGAAGAGAAAGGAACUCGAAAUUCUUGAUCGUCAACAUCAAAUGAUUGAAACACUUAUAGAGACUAAAGGUCAACUUACGAAUGCCCUGAAAGAUAAAGAGGCAAAAGAGCAAGAAAUGUUGCUCUAUCAAAAGCAAUUACAACAACAACAAUUUCAGCAAUUAUUGGAGCAGCAACAAGAGAAUGAAACAAAGUCAGAUAAAGUCAUAGGAAAAUCGAGGGCAAAUAAGCAAUAUACGUUAAUUGAGGAGAAUGAGCAAUCAUCAUUAGCAAAAGAGAAAAUGUUAAAUAAAAGUAGAUCAGAAGACUACCUUCAUUAUCAAUAUACGGCUACACCUGAAGAACAACAACAACAGCAAAAUGCGAAUAACAAGGAAGUUAUGAAUGAUGAAAGGAUGAACAAUAGCAGAAAACGUUCUCCUCGUUCAAGACGUAAUAGUAGCGCUAGUCAUAAAACUCAUCAUCGUUCUCAUAGAGAACUUAAUAAUGAGCCACAACAACAAAGUCCUUCAAAGACAACAUUGUCUAGAAAGAGAACAACAAAUAGACCCAGGGCUUUAUCCAAUGAGUCACCUUCUUAUAGAGAAGAAUAUCGUUAUAUGAAUAAUGAUAAUGUUAUCAUGUUGCCAUUCAAUUCACAAUUCACUGAAUCUCCUGUUACUCUAUAUCAACAGCAACAGCAGCAGCAACAGCAACAGCAGCAGCAGCAGCAGCAGCAGCAGCAACAACCAAUCUACAUAAAACCUAGACGUAGUAGAUCUGUAGGAAGAGAUACCUCCUCCUCUAGAACCUCUCUUAUUUAUGAUGAUUACUAUGAUGAAAUAGACAAUCAUGAUGAGGUUUAUGAAAACGACUUUCUUGAUAGUGGCUUUUGUAGUAAUUAUGAUUAUCCGUCUAAACAACGAAGAGGUCCAAGAUAUUAUGUACAAAGACACUAUAGACCUUAUUCUCCGGUUGAUUAUUACCAUCAUCCAAUGCCUGCAUUUCAUCAUGCUGUAAUGCCACCUACUAAUAGAUAUCGUUACAAUUAUUAAUAAAAUUUUACUUGAAAUCCCCCUUUUAUGCAUGUGUGUGUGUGUGUGCAUACAUUUGGUGUACAUUACAUUUACCGCUUGCUAUAUAUUCA